CGUCUGCAGCCGCCCCGGGGGAUGGCGGGGAGAGAGGCUGGCCGCUUCAGAAGCGGGAGCGGUGGUGGGCGGGGGCGCUCCGCCGAAUCCGACCCGCUCCGGUUCUUUGGGGUUCCGUCCGGAGAAGCCUCGCGGCGGGCUCGCGCCAGCCUCUCCUCCCCGCCCCCGUUCUGCUGAUGGGCAGCUUCCUCCCCGCUGCGCUGGGCGAGGGGUGGGUCCGGGGCGGGAAGAGACCCAGGCCCUGCUGGGCUGGGAGCAGGCGAGCCCGGACGGGGACUUUCUCCCCUUGAAAGCGGGGCGGCGGGCAGAGAGGAGCGCCAGGAAGGGAGGGACUCUCCUCCUCGCACGGUCCCAGCCAGCGCGAAGCAACUUUCUUAGCCGUGCAAGUGCUCGGACUCUGCAAGCCGAGCUUCUCGCAGCCUAACGGAGGCGCCUCUUCGCGCAUUCAGGGAGCGAGACGUAUUUUAUUUCGCAAUAUUUAUAUAGCGCUUGGUUGCAAGAAAGCCGCGAAGCGCUUCUCGGCACCCGGCCAUUAUAAUGAGGGCUGGCGGGUAAGAAGCGAAGUGGCGGAAAGGAGCAGGACAAGACCCCGAUCAGCGCCGCUGCCGCCGCCUUCUGAUAUUCCUUUGACUCUUCUGGGGAGGAGGAGGAGGAUGGCGGCCGCCUCAGAGAACUGAGUCUCGGGAGAGCGAAGAGCGGGGAUCUCUUUCUGACAAUGGCCGACCGAGAUGGAGAGGUGAGGUGGGAUGGGCUGUGCAGCAGGGAGCGCAGCGCCAGAGACAGCGCCAUGGAGAGCAUAAGGCAGGCGGUCCUGAAGAAGAGCGAGGCGGUGGCUCCGGCCAAAGAAGCCGCGUCUCCUCCGGCGUCGCCGGCGGCGGAAGGGCUCUCGCCGCCUCCCAGCGGGGCUCGUGGCGGGCUGAACGAAAUGCUCGCCCGCCUGCUGAUGCUGUCCAAGAGGUGCCCCUUCCGAGACGUGAGGGAGAAGAGCGAAGCCAUCCUGAUGAGCGUUCAGGAACUUGGAAUUAGGAUCCCUAGACCACUGGGACAAGGACCAAGCAGAUUCAUCCCAGAGAUGGAGAUUAUCCAAGUGAGCGCUGAAGAUACCCACAUGCAUGCUUUGUUUGCAGAGUCUUUCACCACUUUAGGGCAUUUGGACAACAUUGCCUUGGUGAUGGUUUUCCACCCACAGUACCUGGAGAGCUUUUUAAAAACUCAGCAUUAUCUGUUGCAGAUGGAUGGCCCACUGCCUCUUCACUAUCGACACUACAUUGGUAUCAUGGCUGCAGCUAGGCACCAGUGCUCCUACUUGGUUAAUGUCCAUGUCAAUUGCUUUCUUCAUGUUGGGGGAGACCCUAAGUGGUUGAAUGGUCUAGAGAAUGCACCUCAAAAACUGCAGAAUUUGGGUGAAUUGAAUAAAAUCUUGGCACACAGACCAUGGCUCAUUACCAAAGAACAUAUUGAACAACUUCUAAAGACUGAAGAACAUAGCUGGUCCCUGGCAGAACUGAUCCAUGCUGUAGUUCUCCUUACACAUUAUCAUUCGCUUGCGUCCUUCACAUUUGGCUGUGGAAUCAACCCAGAAAUUCACUGUGAUGGUGGUCACACGUUCAGGCCACCUUCUGUCAGUGGCUACUGCAUUUGUGAUAUCGCAAAUGGAAAUCAUGGUGUGUAUGAGACGCAGGGCCCAGCUGCAAAUAUUGCUACCACCGAGCCUUUCUGUGAAGUAGAAGCACUUAUGGAAAAACUGAAGCAACUACAGGAAUGCAGAGAUGAUGUUAAAGCCAGUCAAGAAGAAAAGGCCACUCGUUUUGAGAAGGAAAAGAGAGAAAGCAUGUUGGUGUGUUGCUCAGAAGAUGAAGAAUCUGUGCCAACAAGAGAUGUGUCUCGCCACUUUGAGGAUACUAGCUAUGGCUAUAAAGAUUUCUCCAGACAUGGAAUGCAAGUACCUACGUUCCAUGUUCAGGACUAUUCAUGGGAAGACCAUGGCUAUUCAUUGGUAAAUCGUCUCUAUCCAGAUGUGGGGCAGUUGAUAGAUGAGAAGUUUCAGAUUGCAUACAACCUGACUUACAACACAAUGGCUAUGCAUAAAGAUGUGGAUACCUCAAUGCUCAGGCGGGCAAUCUGGAAUUAUAUCCAUUGUAUGUUUGGAAUAAGAUAUGAUGACUAUGACUAUGGUGAAAUUAACCAGCUACUGGACCGCAGUUUUAAAAUUUACAUCAAAACUGUGGUGUGUGCUCCUGAGAAGACCACAAACAGAAUGUAUGAUAGCUUUUGGAGACAGUUCAAACACUCUGAGAAGAGCAUUCAAAAAGAAGACUAUACAUACAAACAACUGGUAAAGCCAGCAAGGACAAGAUUGCCAAGAGUGGGACAGGUGGUGGUGAACAGCAGCUUUGGGGUUUUUUUAAAGCUUCCUACAUUUUGGAUGUCUUCAUUUGCUACUCUCUGAAUAGCUAACCCACUGAACAAAAAUAAUCUAGCUUUAACAAAAUGUGAACUGAGAUAUGAAGGAAGGCAAGUUGGGGUUGGAACAGUGGCAGCUAGUUAAAGGGAGCUUGCCCUCGUAACAGAGCAACUUUUGUUUUUCCUGGAAGCUCACACGCAAACCAUGAAGUCAACAACCCUUCAAGAAUCUGGUAUUCAGAGGUAUACUUCCUUCCAUGGAAGAAAACAAUCAUGGCUGGCAAUAAUUUCAGCAGUGAAUUCUACACCCUAUAUGCUGUGUGAUGACAUACUUCCUCUUGACUGUUCUGAAUCUGCUGCCAACUGAUUUCAUUACAUGACCCUAAUAUGAAGAGAAAAGGAUAAAAAGUCUCUCUAUGCACUUUCUCCAUCCCAUUCAUAAACUUAUAAUCCUUUCUCAUAUAGUUAUCUUUUCCAAAAAUAGAAAAUUCCCAAUAAUACUCCAGCCUUUCCUUGUAGAGAACAUGCUCCAAUGCUUUCAUUGUUUCAGCUGGUCUUUUCUGUAUUGUCCCUGGCUCUGCUAAGUUGUUAGUUAUAUCAACAAUAUUGUUCUCUUGGAGUUGCAUCUCCUCUUCUACAGAGUGAUGACCACAAUAGUAAUGAUAAUCUUGGUUAAUUCAACAUUAAAAUCCCUCCAAAUUGUAAACUUUCUACAAAGCACAAGACAAGCAAAAGUGGGGUUGUUUUGAUGAGAACUUUACCAAUGACUCCCACUGCUAGACUUACAUAAAUGCCCUUUGCAAAGUGAUCUGCAUGUCCCCUCUACUCUUGUCAAUAGUCAAACUCCAAUUUCCAUGUUUCAUCAUCAUCCAUACUGGAACAAGAGCUUUUUCAUCGGCUAUUGCUGCUGUACGGAACAUCUAUCUUGCAUCUCUUUGCUUCACUGAUUCUCUAUCCCUUUUCUAAUCUCCUCUGAAAAUUGCCUCUCUGCUAGCUUGCUUUUGCCUCUUAAAUAAUAGAAUAGGGCAUAAAGACAUUUGAUUCCAUUCCUUUAUCACUUUUCCCCCAACUUGCCAAAAGCAUAGAAAGUAGUCACAAGAAUUAAACUUUUUUUUUUUUGCCUUCCCUUGCUGAAGUACUACUAUUUUCUCAUAGUGACCCCAUGAUUACUAUACACUACAGUCCAACACCACCAUAUUGUUUGUGUGCAUAACAGGUGAGAUAGAUAACUGUAAGAGCAUCAAACAGCACUUCCUAUAAGCUUGCUCUGGAUCCCUUUUAGGAUUUCGUUAAUCACUAAAAUAAAGCACAUGUUACUAUAUUUAGCAAAAUAGAGCUUUUUUUAUUUAUGUGGCAGAAUGUUUUGGCUUCCAGAAUACUUUUAUUUUUCCAUAUCUUCAUUAUUUGUAAAGGGAAUCCUUCUAAGAGUAAUACUUCAUUACCUCUUCAUUUUCAAGUGAUCAUAGCAGCUACAAUUGUAUAUGUAAAGAACAGGAAAUAAAACCAGAGACUAAGAUUCAAGAGAUUAGUAAGUAUGUUGAAAUAAGGGGUAUGGCAACUCUAAACAAAUUCAUCUAGGCAACAUGAGCUAGUCAGAGAAGAUAAAUUUGCACUACACUUGAACAAGAUUUGAAUGGAUUUAAAUAAGUGUGGAAUGAUAAACAAAUAGCAGUGAUUGGUAAUGCUUUCCUUUUGAUAUAAGGAAGCUCUAAAUAAAAUAAAGUUGGUGUUUUGUAUUAACAAAUGAUAACCAGUAGAAAUCAAAAUAUCUAAGGGGCAAAGUCAAAAGUGUUUUUAAAAGAUAAUUGUGUGUAUCUUAUACAGGAAUAUAUAAAUUGCUAUCUUUAGUUAUUUUUUAUUUGUUCCUAUAUUUCCUAUUCUUUACCAUAACUUGUGAAGCUCCAACUGUUAUACAUAAAUACACACAUACCUGUUUUCUCCCUAUCAUUGUUUUAUAUUUCAUGCAAGGUCUCAAGACUGGUCCCAAAUCUUAUCUGGUUGAAAUAAAAGUUUAACUCUGACCUGAA
Molecule: messenger RNA, 4430 nt
Organism: Podarcis raffonei (Aeolian wall lizard)
Lineage: Eukaryota; Metazoa; Chordata; Lepidosauria; Squamata; Lacertidae
Gene: SESN1
Product: sestrin 1
Exons: 10
Coding region: 716-2449 (577 amino acids)
Biological process (GO): regulation of response to reactive oxygen species; cellular response to leucine starvation; cellular response to L-leucine
Cellular component (GO): nucleus
Molecular function (GO): oxidoreductase activity, acting on peroxide as acceptor; L-leucine binding
Source: RefSeq, a predicted model, not a curated record